CCUAGUUUGUUAACUAUAUUUGCUUGUUCUUCUUCUAACAAAAUGGCUUCUUCUUCUAUGGUAGUUUUAGUCGUGGGUUACCUUCUUUUGGUUUCUCUAGGGAGUUCAAAUGCCCAAUUAACUACAAACUUUUACUCCAAUUCUUGUCCUAAUUUAUAUUCAACAGUGAAAUCAGUCGUACAAUCUGCUAUCAACAAGGAGGCUAGGAUGGGCGCUUCUCUCCUUCGAUUGUUCUUCCAUGAUUGCUUUGUCAACGGAUGUGAUGCAUCACUAUUACUAGACGACACCUCAAGUUUUACGGGUGAAAAAACUGCACAACCCAAUCUUGGAUCAGUUAGAGGAUUUGAAGUGAUCGACCAAAUAAAGACCGCUGUUGAAAAAGCUUGUCCGGGAAUCGUCUCAUGUGCAGAUAUCUUAGCAAUUACUGCUAGAGACUCUGUAGUCAUUCUGGGUGGGCCAACAUGGAAUGUGAAGCUAGGCAGAAGGGAUGCUAAGACCGCUAGCAAAUCCGCCGCAACAAAUAAUAUUCCACCACCAACUUUUAGUCUCAGUCAACUUAUCUCUAGUUUCGCAAAUCAGGGCCUUUCAACAACCGAUAUGGUCGCACUAUCAGGCGCCCACACAAUCGGACAAGCAAGGUGCACAAAUUUUAGAAGUCGCAUAUACAACGAGAGCAACAUUGAUGCAUCAUUCGCUCAAACAAGACGUGCAAACUGCCCAAGCUCAACAAACUCAGGAAACAACAAUUUAGCGCCUUUGGACCUUCAAACCCCAACUCAUUUUGAUAACAACUAUUACAAAAACGUUGUUAACCAAAAGGGUCUAAUGCACUCAGACCAACAAUUGUUCAGUGGUGGUUCUACCAACGCACUUGUUCAAACUUAUAGCAGCAAUCCUAGCAGAUUUAAUUCUGAUUUCAUAUCCGCUAUGAUCAAAAUGGGAGAUAUUAAGCCGCUUACCGGAUCCAAUGGCGAGAUCAGAAAGAACUGUAGGAAGACUAAUUAAGGAAUUGUGACCAUACCUUUAGGUUAUACUACUAGCACAAUUUGACAUUAUGUUUGGUUCUUAUAAUAUGUUUUGCAAGUAAUAUUAAUAGUGAUCAAGUAUAUCCUACAAGUCUAAAGUUUUAUUAUAGUGUUUAAAUUGUAUAAUUGUCAAUGAUUGAGUUUAAAUUUGAGCAUGCAUCGAAGAAGUACUAUUUUGAUUAGAAAAAUUUGUUUUGAAUAAUUUAAUUUAUUUUUAAUUACCUGUUAAUAAUCUCACCUUUUAAAAAAUUUUGUAAUAA
Molecule: messenger RNA, 1285 nt
Organism: Amaranthus tricolor (Joseph's coat)
Lineage: Eukaryota; Viridiplantae; Streptophyta; Magnoliopsida; Caryophyllales; Amaranthaceae
Product: peroxidase 4-like
Exons: 4
Coding region: 43-1005 (320 amino acids)
Biological process (GO): hydrogen peroxide catabolic process; response to oxidative stress
Molecular function (GO): peroxidase activity; heme binding
Source: RefSeq, a predicted model, not a curated record